Messenger RNA from Fusarium poae, 975 nucleotides. It is a transcript of the gene PPH1, whose product is annotated as Serine/threonine-protein phosphatase PP2A catalytic subunit. Lineage: Eukaryota; Fungi; Ascomycota; Sordariomycetes; Hypocreales; Nectriaceae. Gene Ontology annotation, molecular function: protein serine/threonine phosphatase activity. The record is from RefSeq and is a predicted model, not a curated record. Bases 1 to 975 code for a protein of 324 amino acids. Gene Ontology annotation, biological process: mitotic cell cycle; peptidyl-serine dephosphorylation. The transcript is spliced from 7 exons. Gene Ontology annotation, cellular component: cytosol.
AUGGAGGAUGUUGGGCGAGCACCCGCUGAAGCUUCACCUGUGCUCAACUUCGAGCCCACUACGAUCCCCACUCUUGACGGCUGGAUUGAGAGCUUGAUGUCCUGCAAGCAGCUGGCCGAGGCUGACGUUCAGAGACUGUGCGAUAAGGCCCGAGAAGUUUUACAGGAAGAGUCGAACGUGCAGCCAGUGAAAUGCCCUGUUACAGUCUGUGGUGAUAUUCACGGCCAGUUCCACGACUUGAUGGAGCUCUUCAAGAUCGGUGGACCCAACCCCGACACCAACUACCUAUUCAUGGGUGAUUAUGUUGAUCGAGGUUACUACUCCGUUGAGACCGUCACCCUUCUCGUCGCCCUCAAGAUCCGAUACCCUCAGCGAAUCACCAUCCUCCGAGGAAACCACGAGUCCCGUCAGAUUACUCAGGUCUACGGAUUCUACGACGAGUGUCUUCGCAAAUACGGAAACGCUAAUGUUUGGAAGUAUUUCACCGACCUCUUUGACUACCUUCCCCUCACUGCCCUGAUCGACAACCAGAUCUUCUGUCUUCACGGUGGUCUUUCUCCCAGUAUCGACACACUCGAUAACAUCCGAGCUUUGGAUCGUAUUCAAGAAGUCCCACAUGAGGGUCCCAUGUGUGACCUUCUCUGGUCAGACCCCGACGACCGAUGCGGCUGGGGAAUUUCUCCUCGAGGUGCGGGGUAUACAUUCGGCCAGGAUAUCUCAGAAGCCUUCAAUCACAACAACGGCUUGACCUUGAUCGCACGAGCUCAUCAGCUGGUUAUGGAGGGUUACAACUGGUCCCAAGACCGUAAUGUGGUUACCAUUUUCUCAGCGCCCAACUACUGUUAUCGAUGUGGUAAUCAAGCCGCCAUAAUGGAAAUUGACGAGCACUUGAAGUACACCUUCCUGCAAUUUGACCCUUGCCCUAGAGCCGGCGAGCCUAUGGUCUCAAGGCGGACUCCCGAUUACUUCCUCUAA